AUGGAUUUCGAAACCCAGCUGCGAGACGAAAUCGCCGCCAAUGCGCAGAGCAUCCUAUCGCUCACCCAGGAACUCGUACGGACGCCAUCCACCAACCCGCCUGGUGAUGUGUCUGCAGUGGCCUCGGUGGCGGCGGAUCAGAUUCGAAAAUUGAUUCCGGAAAGCGACAUCUCCACCGUCGAGACCGGCCCAGGCAUCACCAACGUCGUCGUCGUCAUUCGCUCAGGGCGCCACGGAAAACGGCUCAUUUUUAGCGGCCACCUGGACACGUAUCCGACAGGCGACGCUGCCGGGUGGGCUCUGGACCCGUUCAGCGGCCAACUGAGCAACGACGGCAAGUACAUCUACGGUCGCGGCGUGUCAGACAUGAAGGGAGGCAUAGCGGCGUCCGUGGUGGCGGCCCAGGCCCUCGCGCGCUGCAAGGAGCGCUGGAGCGGCGACGUGGUGAUUGCGCUGGCGGGGGACGAGGAGACCAUGGGCACGCUUGGCACGGCGCAUCUGCUGACGCACGUCGCUGAUGUCGGCGAGGCAGAUGCCAUGAUCUGCGGCGACGCGGGGUCACCGCUCAUUGUGCGUGCGGGCGAAAAGGGCCUGCUUUGGCUCGAGGUCGAGGCCAGUGGGAAGCCAGCCCACGGGGCUCACGUCCACCGAGGGAGCAGCGCAAUUGACCGGCUGAUGGUGGCACUCUCGGAGCUCAAAUCAUUGGAAAAGCUUGAAAUUACUGCGCCGACAGAGGUCAAGGAGGCCACCAUGGCAGCCAAGCCUGUGUCAGAACCCCUGGGCGGAGCGGGCGAGGCGGCCGUCCUCGGGAGCGUGACUGUGAACAUUGGCAAGAUAUCCGGCGGCACAUCGACAAAUCUCGUGGCGGAGACGGCGUCGGCAUCCCUCGACAUUAGGCUGCCCAUGGGUCUCUCCACGGUUACACUGAUCGAGGAGAUGAAAAGGAAGCUCGAGAAAAUUGACGGUGUCCGGUAUCAAGUUGUGCGGGCCUACGAGCCAUCGUGGACCCCGCCGGACGAGGAGAUUACAAGGCACGCGCUGGAGGUGACAAGGCUGGUGGUGGACGAACGGGCGGUGGUGAACAUGCGAGUGGGAGCCUCUGAUGCGCGGUUAUUUAGGGCAGCAGGGAUCCCGUCUGUAGUGAUUGGGCUGACGCCACAUAACAUGGGGGCGCCAGAUGAGCAUGUUGAGGUUGCGGAGCUGAUGCAGGUGGCGCAAAUCCAUGCGUUGACUGCCUAUAGAUUUCUGAAGAGUUAG
Messenger RNA from Cordyceps fumosorosea ARSEF 2679, 1257 nucleotides. Its product is annotated as succinyl-diaminopimelate desuccinylase. NCBI's taxonomy places the organism in Eukaryota, Fungi, Ascomycota, Sordariomycetes, Hypocreales, Cordycipitaceae. Gene Ontology annotation, molecular function: hydrolase activity. The transcript has a single exon. The record is from RefSeq and is a predicted model, not a curated record. The coding region runs from base 1 to 1257 and encodes 418 amino acids.